Messenger RNA from Chlamydomonas reinhardtii, 1687 nucleotides. RefSeq lists its product as uncharacterized. Gene Ontology annotation, molecular function: ubiquitin protein ligase activity; metal ion binding. The transcript has 7 exons. Gene Ontology annotation, cellular component: Golgi membrane; endoplasmic reticulum membrane. The record is from RefSeq and is a predicted model, not a curated record. The coding region runs from base 169 to 1320 and encodes 383 amino acids. NCBI's taxonomy places the organism in Eukaryota, Viridiplantae, Chlorophyta, Chlorophyceae, Chlamydomonadales, Chlamydomonadaceae.
ACCCUUGGGGCAGUGCGGAAUGCAUAGCAUACUAUUUUAAACGACUGUGCUACCAACCCAGCAUAACGGAAUGACGAUACGAGCUUACCGAUUGUAAUCUGGCUGCCAUCAUACCAGGCGCUUGAUUUGCUGUCCACCUUAGCUCCUUAGGUCUUGACUAGCGUCAGCAUGGUGGCGGAUGACCACGUGGCUGCAGGGGCGGUCGUGGCGGCUUCGCGGCAAAACACGAGUCUGCAGCACAGCAGGGGCGGGUCCCCGUUCGUGGGGCACCACCUUGCAGGUAUGCCCCCCGCGCCUGGAUCGGAGGACAGGAUGAGUCCCUUCAUGGCCAUCAUACUGCUCUACGGCGUCAUGCUGCUAAUGGUCGGCGCCCAGACUGCCCUCUUCUUGUGGAAGAAGCGGCAUCGCAAGUCGUACGAGCUGGUGACGCUGCUGGGCCUGUGGCUCAUGCCGGCCAUCUUCUCCGUGCACCUGCGCUUCUGGCGCUUCCUGUUGAUCUGGGCCAUCUUCUCAUCCAUCACCGCACGUCUGCUGCUGGCAUGUAGCCGCAAGAAGAUGUCGCGAACUACGCCACGCCAGGUGUACACGUUCUUCCUGGGUAUCUACAAGGCCAGCAAAAUUGUGGGCGUCACGGGCUACUGCAUGGUGCUGGCAGAGCUGUUUGGCAUGGGGCCGCUGCUGCACCUGCUAUUGCCAAAGGAUCUGCCCAUAGACCUGGUCUGGUACGGGCUCUACUUCGGCAUCCUGGGGCGAGACUGCGCGCAGGUGGCAACGGACACGCUGUCGGCGCGCCUGGGCAUGGAGGGGCGGCAACUGGUCACGCGGGUGAACAACUGCGGUAUCUGCGGCAAUGAGCUGUGUGACGAGGUGGUGCCCGCGCGCGGCACCGGGGAACAGCCUGUGGAGCAGCUACCGGGCGAGCGCACCGUGCAGCUGUCCUGCAAGCACUGCUUCCACGACCUAUGCGUGCGUGGCUGGACCAUGGUCGGCAAGAAGGACACGUGUCCCCAAUGCGGCGAGAAAGUAGACCUGCGGUCGCUGCUGGCGGACCGUCCGUGGGAGACGCACAACAUCACGUGGAUCCAGAUGAUGGAUGGCAUUCGCUACCUGGUUGUGUGGAACCCCAUCAUCUUCACGGUGCUGUCGUUCCUGCUGCACGUGUUCGGGCCGCACCGGCACGGAGCGCCGCACGGACCGCCCGGCAUGGCGCUGGGUGCGGGCCCGCCGGGGGUGCGGCAGCUGGCGGCAAUGGGCGGCAACAUCACCGCGAACGCCACGAUAGCGCACGGCCUGAGCCCUCCGCUGGCAUCGCCACACUAGGACAGCCAUAGUGAGCUAUAGUAGGCGGGGCAAGCUGGGCCAGGGUUGGCCAUGCAUGCAGCAUGCGCAAGCAAGCAGUGCGCAGCUAUCAGGGCACGGCGUGCUCACCAGGACACAGGGUCGAUAUGAUGUGAGUGGUGUGCGUAUAGUACAGGAUUUUUGCAGUGCAGGGUUGCGCAACAGCUGCAGGGGGAGCAGCUAAGAUAGGCGCGAUAUUACGCCGGUAUGAGGCGGCAUGGGAGCAUGACCCGGUAGGCGUGUGUACGGCUGGUGUGCAAAGAGAAGCCAGCACUCGGCGUGAGCAACGUUUACACCUUGCAUAUGACAGUCAGCAUUCAUGCCGUCAAUUGUCCAUGGACGUGCGAAG